ACGUAGAACAGACCUAAACGAUUUUAGGAGAUCAAAGAUGACAUUUAUAGCGACAUUAUUUUACUUCAAAAUAGGUUUUAAAGAUAUGAAGAAAGUGCCGCCAAACGUAUCACUGGCUGAAAUGGGUAUGGAUUCGAUGACGGCAGCUGAAAUUAAGCAAACAUUAGAAAGAGAGUUCGAUAUUUCCUUAUCAGCAAAAGACAUGAGAAAUCUUACUUUUGCUAAACUUGCCCAAAUGACAGCAAAACGAGAAGAAAUACAGGAUACAAAUCAAACUGAUUCAAGUAAUAUGGGAGGUUUUGAAAUGUUAAUUAAAAAAACAAAAGAUUCAGACUUUGCUCCAGACACUCUUGUAGAGCUUGCUACAAAGAACGAGAUUGAUCGGGAUCAUAUAUUUCUCAUACCAGGAAUUGAAGGAUGUUCAAGUGUGUAUAAAUCUAUGGCAUCAGGAAUUAAAUCAUCGGCAACGUGUUUGCAACAUGUUGUACUUAAUAUAUCUGACAAUGUUCAAACAAUAAUAAAGUUAGCUACUUGUUUGGUGCCUCACGUAUUGGAGAAAAUGAAAAAUCAAAGGAAGUUUCUAAUUGUGGGCUAUUCAUUUGGAUCUUUAAUUGCUAUUGAGUUAGUCAGAUUAUUAGAAUCUCGUGAUUUCUCUGGACGGUUAAUACUAAUAGAUGGAGCUCCUGACCAACUAAAAUUGAUGACUAAUUUUGCCCAUACUUCUCCAGCCGAAUUAGAAAAUAUAAUACUGCUUUUUUUAUUACAAGUAUACACUCGAAUUAACAAGGAAACGAUUGCGUCAGAGUUGAACAAGUGUAACACAAUCGACGAAAAAUUAAAAAUCUUUCAUACUUAUUUCCCAUUGGAUGCAAAUGUAUUGUCCAUAGAUAAUCAGAAACUCAUGUAUUACACAAUUUACAAUCAUGUGAGAGCUAUACUAGAUUACAAUAUCUCUUCAUUACCUCGCAUUAAGUCACCUAUAACAUUACUGAAACCUGCAUUUCCAAUUAUCUCUUUUCCUGAAGAGGAUUACGGUUUACAUAAGGUAAAAGAUUUAGUAUAA
Messenger RNA from Vollenhovia emeryi, 1063 nucleotides. RefSeq names its product fatty acid synthase-like. The record is from RefSeq and is a predicted model, not a curated record. Gene Ontology annotation, biological process: biosynthetic process. Bases 38 to 1063 code for a protein of 341 amino acids. NCBI's taxonomy places the organism in Eukaryota, Metazoa, Arthropoda, Insecta, Hymenoptera, Formicidae. The transcript is spliced from 3 exons.